Esox lucius (northern pike) is the source of this 4281-nucleotide messenger RNA. RefSeq names its product monocarboxylate transporter 2. The transcript has 5 exons. Gene Ontology annotation, cellular component: membrane. NCBI's taxonomy places the organism in Eukaryota, Metazoa, Chordata, Actinopteri, Esociformes, Esocidae. Gene Ontology annotation, molecular function: monocarboxylic acid transmembrane transporter activity. The record is from RefSeq and is a predicted model, not a curated record. The coding region runs from base 253 to 1749 and encodes 498 amino acids. Gene Ontology annotation, biological process: monocarboxylic acid transport; transmembrane transport.
AAUCCGCUGUUAAACCAAUGCCUCAUUGUCAGAGUUACUUACCAGAAUUGAUUGGCUAGGCUACAUGCCUAGUACAAAUUCCUGUUCUUUUAGGAGCGGAUUUGCUGAGAAAUUCUAAUUCCGUAUACCACCAGGGGGAAAUUAGUUAAACACGUGUCUUGCGACUGAAAAGUACAAUCAAUGUAUUUCAGGAACUUUCCACUGUGAACUGUGAGUUUACUGUAGAUCUUGAGCUUUUCUUCGUCAAGAAAUAUGGCCCCCGCGUCUGCAUCUUCUUUGGGGUACAUCGCUCCGGACAGUGGUUGGGGAUGGGCAGUGGUGUUUGGGGCCUUCAUCUCCAUUGGUUUCUCUUAUGCCUUCCCCAAGGCCCUCACUGUCUUCUUCAAAGACAUCCAGGUGGUCUUUGGUGCCUCCUACAGCCAGAUAGCGUGGAUCUCCUCUAUUAUGUUGGCAGCCAUGUAUGCCGGGGGACCCAUCAGCAGUAUUCUAGUCAAUCGCUAUGGAAGCCGGCCGGUGGUCAUCGCUGGCGGAGUGAUGUGUGGCAUUGCCAUGGUAACUGCUUCCUAUGGCGAUACCAUUACGCAUUUAUACAUAUGCGUAGGAGUAAUUGGAGGGUUUGGACUAUCAUUUAACCUUCAGCCAUCCCUGACCAUCAUUGGGAAGUACUUCCAUGUCAGGAGGCCGCUGGCUAAUGGGCUGGCCAUGGCAGGAAGUCCAGUCUUCCUCUGUACCUUAGCGCCUAUCAACCAGUACUUGUUUAACAACUUUGGCUGGAGGGGCAGUUUCUUCAUCCUGGGAGCUUUACUGCUGAACUGCUGUGUUGCUGGCUCCCUCAUGAGACCCAUUGGUCCACAUCCCACCGGGAGCCGACGAGCAGUCACCGCGCAGACGAACGGAGCCCAAAAGAGAGCUCCCGCGGACGUGUGUGAAGUCAAGGUGAAUGGACACAGCAUGCAGCCGGAGAAAGGCUGUAUGGAAAACUUCAACAAGUUCCUUGACCUCUCGCUAUUCAAGCACAGGGGCUUUCUAAUCUACAUUGUGGGCAACACGGUGAUGUUCUUUGGGUUCUUUGCCCCUGUGGUGUUCCUGGCCCCAUAUGCCCGGAGCCAAGGCUGCGAUGAGUACUCCUCCGCCUUCCUUCUCUCCAUCAUGGGCUUGGUGGACAUGUUUGCCCGGCCGGGGACCGGCUUGAUAGCCAACACCAAGUGGAUCAGGCCCAGGAUCCAAUACUUCUUUAGCUUCGCCAUCGUGUUUAAUGGCACCUGCCACCUGCUGUGCCCCUUGGCCAGUGGGUAUGCCGGUCUGGCGGUCUACUCUGGAUUUUUUGGCAUAGCGUUUGGCAUGGUGUGUGCCCUGCUGUUUGAGACGCUCAUGGACCUGGUGGGACCUCAGCGGUUCUCAAGUGCGGUGGGACUGGCCACCAUCAUAGAGUGCUGCCCUGUGCUCCUGGGACCGCCUAUAGGAGGGGCCUUGGUGGACACCUUUGGUGACUACAAGUACCUUUACCUGAUGUGUGGAGCAGUGAUGGUGUUGGCAGGAAUCUUCCUCUUUAUUAUGAACGUCUACAACUACAGGAUGCUGGAGAAGGAGGAGAGAGAGGGGGAGAAGGGCUGUGAGAGCCAGGACAAGGAGCUGGGGCUAGGUCUGGGGGAGAGGGGAGAGCCCUGGUCCGAGGAACAAGGAGAGGAGCCUGACGCUAAAAAAGAACAAAAUGCAGAGGAAGAUGAAGCUAGAAACAAAGGAGACUAAAGACAAGCUGUCCAUACUCCAGGUUUUACAAGCACACACUAAAACUGUAUUUCACUGAUGUCAAUUUAUCUGUGUAUAGGCCUACCUCAUUCCCAUUACCUAUUUUCUGGAACUAAUCUGCUCCGGGGCCAGUUGAUUCACGGCUCAACCCCUGGCAUCUGGAAUGAAAUGACGGAAAAGGACUCGAGGACCAAUGAAAUCAGAUUCUGUCCCUCUCAAAUAUUGAAUCAUCAUUAGAGGAAGACAGAUUAUGAAAUAUUUUAUUUAAAUAAAUAUUUUUCAUGUUAAAUGUAGUCAUAUUCUUUGUUAUGACCUAAUGCAUUUGAAAGUUGACGCACAGUAAACAUUUUGUAUGUACCAUUAACCUAUUUCAUGGUUGGGAGUAGGGCAAGUUGCUGUGCAUUGACAAGUAGGCUAUAGCAAUCAUGGGUAAUAAAGAAUAAAAGGCACUGUCCAUUUCACCCAUUAGCCUGCUGAUUGAGCGAAAUGCAUUUAGAAUUCAGCACCUCUGGUGGUACUUGCUAAUAUUAGAAAUAGUUUGAAGUUUAAAAAGAAAUUCUAUCUGACAAUGCGUAUCUUUCAAUGGAGAUUAUAGUGUAAUAGAAUACUAUAUUCUAGCUGUUAUCACUAAGUUAAUCUUACCAGGCGGUAGUGAUUACAUAUAGAAAUAUUAGCUAAUGAAAUAUCUCAGUUGUUUAAUCUACAACCAAUGUUUUGGUGUUCCUUUGUUUAUCAGCGUCGUAACAGCAGGAGAGGGAGGUGACAGUCAGUCGGCCGCAGACAACGGGCAGAUUUACCAUGCAGCCAUGACUGUUUGUAGCUCUGCCCAAUUUUUCACAGCAAUUAGAAAACUGCGUAACAAGUUUGAAAAUGUCAGCGCUAAGGGCUUGACUAGCUAAUGAAGCAAGGCCCGGAUGUUCCAGACUAGCGCCCCUGAGCCCCAUGCGGUCUCUGACACACUCAGCAAAUCACUAAGCCAAUACAUUUGAACCAACAAACAAACACACAUCAGCCCAGUGAUCCCAGCUCAAGGUCUUGGGACAUGGCAAGGUGGAGUAUGCCCCAGAGACCGGGGGGUGGCCGCUGACACCAAGGUGUGUGUUCCCAGAAUGCCCGAGGGUCAUUGUCCUUCAUGCUCUCUCUCAGAACAACACUAGCUGGUCUCUGGUGAGCCCAGAGGGGCAGUGGGUUGACCAUGCCACACAGGGUUGUUGGAAGACGGGGCAGGGCAUUUUAAUAUUGCAGGAAAAGUAUCAUGUUUUUGACAUCCUGUGUUUUAGGUAUUAUUGUCCAUGUAUGAUCAAUGUGUUUUUUUGCUGUUGUUCAGAUUAAGCUUUGAUAACGGAAUUGGCCAGUCAUAGAAGAAAUAAUACAUGAUUAACUUUUAGAUGACGAUCUAAAGAUAGAAGAUAUUGUGAUAAUAUAAAACAUAAUACAAAACACUGAUUGACAAGUCACAUUGUGUCAGUUAUUUUUAAGAGCGAAGUCACAGCAAGAACAUCCUAUGUUUUUGUCAGAAUAUAUAGAUAGGUCGCUAGGUGUUUCCCUUGAUCAUAGUGAUGCUGUUCUAUGUUGUGUAAAGCAGAAUUCUCACCUGAUGUGUUUAGAAUUGGCUUGCACAAAAAGCACAGUGAAGACGGUGGUGAGAUAGAGGGCUUUAAUAAUCCCUUAGGGCUCAAAGAGCACCACCAUCUAUCAGCAGUAGAAAUUGAAUGGAUCGUGUUUGCCAGAGCUUCUCAGAUUAGAUAGCCAAAGAUGUUGUGCAAGUAAAGCUGCUAAAUUGGUAGUGGAGCUCACAACACCAUGGUUGAGGACCAAAAGUAUGAAAGUGUAAGUUGCGCUGGAUAUGAGUGCUAAAUUACUUAAGUGUAAAUGAGUGUACUCUGCAUGUUGGCAGUUUAUGAAACAGAGACUAAAGUGUGUUAUAAAAUGCUCCAAAACCCUGUAAAGAACUCAUUUCACCAGACUGUCAUUCUAAAUGUCUCAGAACUGAAUUUAUUUAAAGAAUUGUUACCACUGUGCCAUAAAUCCCUGUUUGAAUGAUGCUGUUAACAACAAAAAUGCAUAUGUGGUUUUACGAGGGUGGACAUUUUUUGUAGUUCAGAGACAUCCUUUAAAAUAGGAUUCUGAUGUCAUAAAUUUGUCUGGAGUUUUAGGGACCAUUUUCUAAGCAUGCGGUGCAACACAAUUUAAUACAUUUAGUCAAUGGUGAAUGCUGAUUCAACAAAAUGUCUAUGUACCUACACUAAUAUAUAUACUAUUUAUAUUCUAGUGUGUAUAUAUAUAUAUAUGUUGGGGAUCAAAUUAAUGGACAGAAAGAAAAAAAAUAAGGCCAAAUUCAGAAAUUGGUAAUCAUAUGAAAGUGAGUUCAUCAAAGACUACUAAGGUCUGACAAAAUGCUUUUUUAAAUGUCAGAAUACUGUGUAUCUCCAUGUGUACCGAUUAUUUGACAUUUUACCAUGAAAGAAAUGCCAGGUGAGAUUGUUUUGACAAUACAGGAGGAUGGGCAGAAACUUUGCUGUGACAUCAGAA